This is a messenger RNA of Pundamilia nyererei, 1250 nucleotides long. Its product is annotated as L-selectin-like. NCBI's taxonomy places the organism in Eukaryota, Metazoa, Chordata, Actinopteri, Cichliformes, Cichlidae. The record is from RefSeq and is a predicted model, not a curated record. The transcript has 3 exons. Bases 97 to 675 code for a protein of 192 amino acids.
GACGACACGGGUUUCUACAAAGAUGGAGAACCUGAGCUCAGAAAUUGGUCACCUGAGGAACCGAAUAACUAUAGAGGCACUGAAUGUUGUGCAGAGAUGUUUGACAGCGGGGUAUGGAAUGACAGAGACUGUGAUGCCGUCUGUAAUGUAGUCUGCAUUUACAUCGCAGAGUCAGAUGUGACAUUUGUCUUCAUCAAAAACAUGAUGACAUGGACGGACGCCCAGAGCUUCUGCAGAGCUAAUUACACCGACCUGGCCAGUGUGAGAAACAUGUCAGAGAACCAGCAGAUAAAGGAGCUGAUACCCAAAGGAAAAAAAGCCUGGAUCGGCCUUUUCAGAGACUCCUGGAAGUGGAUAGAUGGAUCCAGCUCCUCGUUUAGAUACUGGGAUACAAAAGAACCAAACAACAAUUUUCACAAGGAGAUGUGUGUGGCAGCAUACUUUGAAAAGGAAGGAAAAUGGGAAGAUUGGAACUGUGAUUAUAAGAGAGCAUUUGUUUGCUACAGUGAAGUACGUGCUCGCAGCAAGCAUGUAGUGAGACUGGGGCUGGUGAAAAACUCCAGUGUGGACCUGAGUGACCCUGCUGUGAUGGAAGACGUGCUGAAACAGGCAGAUCACUUAGAUUUUUACUUUGUGUUUCCUUUUCAUCUUUUUCAGCACUCUGUUGGGUUUUGAAUUUUGGAAACAAAACUACAACUACACAUGUGGUGUAGACACCCAACUGAAAAAUGUCCAAAACCAGUUUUAUGAUCGACAAAGUGAAAAACUUUGAAAAACCAGCUCAAACAUACAAGUAACCAGUAAAUAUUCUAUUGAAAAAACAAACAAAGAUAACACAACACAUUUCACAUGGACAUUUGUUGCAUGCACUCUUUAUUUAAACAACUGCAAACUUCCACCAGCACUUAGUUUUUAACCAAAAGCUAUAACUACUGUCAUUUUUAAUCUAUUUAUCUUUGUGUUUAAUGUCCUGAGAAGUUUGGCAGAGGUUCAGGGUGGGAAGGACAAUAGUCUGCGUGGGCGGGUAGAGCGCAUUGAGUGGUGGUAAUAACCCUGUGGAGGGCUUUCCUCCCUGCUCCUGGCACACAGAUGCAGUAUGACAUGGAUAUCUAUUGCUCCACUGGUGCCACCUACAGGAGUUUUCCACCUUGAUUGCUCAGCCAAACUGUGUGGGGUGUGUGCUGAACACAGUGCAUGCCUCAAAUCGCCCUCCAGUGAAGUGAUUCAUGUGCCUGUGAUGUCACUGCCCA